AUGGUUGAUGUGCCCGACGGUCCUCGCAACGAGCCUCGCACCCUCCAAGCUCGGACGGCUAGGAAAGCGGAACUCUUCGAGGCGCGACACUCUGUCGUCAUGCAGGGGAUCCUGGAACAUCACAAGGAACUCUUGGACCGCCUUUCGACGCAAACCCUGAACCGCAAUAUGGGUGAUGGUUCUCUCACAGGAGGCCCGAGCCCGUACCGCUUGGUCGAGGCGCAGUGGCAGAGUCCCGUCAUGAAGGAAUUUGUUCGCGCCCUCGACGCUCACUACGGUAAUCCCUUCAAGAUGGAAAUGAGAGACGGCGACGCUCCCCCUGUGGGGCUGUGGCGCAACUGCUACAGCGAGGGCUGGCUGCAACAAUUGACGCCCUACGACGUAUCGGCUCUGCACAUUAUUGACGAAGACUAUCCCUUCCAGCUACCGGACGCCGAGGAGGAAGGCAGAAUCACUACUGCAUCUGACUAG
Trametes versicolor FP-101664 SS1 is the source of this 471-nucleotide messenger RNA. RefSeq lists its product as uncharacterized. The transcript has 3 exons. Bases 1 to 471 code for a protein of 156 amino acids. Lineage: Eukaryota; Fungi; Basidiomycota; Agaricomycetes; Polyporales; Polyporaceae. The record is from RefSeq and is a predicted model, not a curated record.